CAGCCCUUACAUAUGGGAAGAUGCAUUCGGGCAAGCUUGAGAAAGCGGGCUCGCUGAGGAAACGGACGCUGUCCCGGGGGAUGAGCGAGGACGAGUCUCUGCGGCACAUUAUCAGAGACGCAGAAGAAUCGAGCAGACACCUGUCACGCAGCGAUAGCAGAUAUGGAUCAUUAAAACGAGGACAAAGACAAGAAAGCCAUAGUGAAGAUGAUCUACUUUCUGAAAACAUAGAAACUAUGGAGCUGAGAGCCGACUAUCAGGACUGUCUGCAGGAGGCUGUUCUGUUCCAGGUGGACUGUCUUCAGGACGCCCUCGAGGGCACGGAGGAGAUGCUCGCUGAGACCCAGAGACAGAAUCAUAAUCUCACCAUGGAGCUGCAGCGAGAAAGAGAGACGAGGAGGAAGUCGGAGGACAGGGUUGCCUCAUUAAAGCUGGAGCUGGAGAGGUUAAGAGAGGAAGGAAACAGUGAGCAGCUUCAGAGGAGGCAGGCAGGGCACGUCUGGGAGGGGACGUCAGUGGACCGGGACGGAAAGACGCUCGCACACAGUGAAGGCACCUCAGUGGAUCUGAACACAAGCCAGCUCUUACAGCUGAAGAAAGCGAGCAACCAAACGUUCGGUUUGUCAGCGUUUCUCAGUCAAGGUGCAGAGGAUAACGAUGAAAGCAGCGGCUAUGAAGAUGCUCCGUCUGAGUUCUCUCCCAGUCCUUCCACUCCAGACACGCAGCCCGACGCAGCUCUGCUGGAAAGUGAAGCUGAUGAAGAGUGUGCCGGGACGAAUGACUCCGAGCCCGGGAUCCCUAAAAGCGCAGGUUCUUGUGCUCUCUCUUAA
Messenger RNA from Sinocyclocheilus rhinocerous, 830 nucleotides. RefSeq lists its product as uncharacterized. The transcript is spliced from 6 exons. Bases 21 to 830 code for a protein of 269 amino acids. The record is from RefSeq and is a predicted model, not a curated record. NCBI's taxonomy places the organism in Eukaryota, Metazoa, Chordata, Actinopteri, Cypriniformes, Cyprinidae.